This is a messenger RNA of Macrobrachium nipponense, 14183 nucleotides long. It is a transcript of the gene Ubr3, whose product is annotated as E3 ubiquitin-protein ligase ubr3-like. The transcript has 32 exons. Gene Ontology annotation, molecular function: zinc ion binding; ubiquitin protein ligase activity. Lineage: Eukaryota; Metazoa; Arthropoda; Malacostraca; Decapoda; Palaemonidae. Gene Ontology annotation, biological process: protein ubiquitination; ubiquitin-dependent protein catabolic process via the N-end rule pathway. Bases 246 to 6149 code for a protein of 1967 amino acids. Gene Ontology annotation, cellular component: cytoplasm; ubiquitin ligase complex. The record is from RefSeq and is a predicted model, not a curated record.
CAAGGGAUUGUGGGUAGUCAAAUCUCUGCCGAGUUGCGAGUAGAGAUUUUAAAACAAAAAAGUAAAAGUGCAGCUCCAUCACUUGAUAUUGUACAGCUUAAGGCGCAGUUACUCGAAGCAACUCGUUCAAAGCAAACUAAAGAGUGAAGUGCGUGGAAAUACACAGUGGUUUUAGUGACAGUGUUUGACCUUAACAUGGGUGAGGUCAUGUUUGGUUAAUGAAAUUGUCCUGACAUAUUGAAAAGAUGGAUGAUCAAGAUCACAGUGAGGGAAGUCCUAGCCCCCGUAGCUCGAGUAGUUCCGAGCCCUCCAGCCAGGCUGAUGUCCUAACGGCUCAGCUCUUGCUGAAGAAGGGGAAGCGCUAUGCAGCCAGGUAUCUGCGCGAUGAGUGCUUGCGGGCGAUGUCUUCCCAGGACUCGCAGGGAACGCCAGCUAAGGUGUUGCCGGAGCUGCUGGAUUUACUGCUGAAUCCAGCCAUGCGCAUCAAGAACUUGGACACCAUUGACUGGCUGAAAUGGCUGAUGGCUGCCGGCCGGACGCCGGAUGACUUUUUUAAUACAGUUCGGCGGUAUGACAAUGCGACUACCUGUGGGCUGGUGUGGACCGCCAAUUUUGUCGCUUACAGAUGUCGCACCUGCGGUAUCUCGCCGUGUAUGAGUCUGUGUGCGCAGUGCUUUCAGGAGGGGGAUCACGAGGGUCACGAUUUCAAUAUGUUCCGCUCGCAGGCAGGAGGAGCCUGCGACUGUGGGAAUUCGGCUGUCAUGAAAGAAACUGGGUUCUGUCACAGACAUGGGUCACAGGCGCAACUCAACAAACCUGAAGUACCUCCAGACCUAUUGGCCAUAGCCGAUGCCAUGAUGCCUAGGAUAUUCUUAAGAUUUAUUCAGCAUUGUAGAGAAAGCAGUUCGUUACCACCCAAACAGGUGCAAGAGGCUAUGGAGGAUUCGUCGUUAUAUUUAGAUUUAUUACAAGAUCUUAGUCGUCUCGGUGCUGCCAUGAGAAGAACGAUGACAAAAUCGUUAUGUAAUCCCAAAGUUUACUCCGAACUAACUCAACCUUCGUCUCAUCAUGUAAAUAACGAAUAUCUUAGCCAAAGUAAAAUAUUUUACGAAGAAGCCAUCAAUAGUAUACCUUUCGGUGAUGUUCCCCCAGGAUAUGAAGACAUUGCAACGUUAAAUGGUCCUCUCAUACACAAGACUUUUUUAGAUGAAAUUGUGUUUUGGACUGUAAAAUUCGAAUUUCCCCAAAAAUUAGUAUGUUUAUUGUUGAAUAUGUUACCAGAUACUGAAUAUGAGGAUGCAUUUGCCAGGGCGUUUGUGCAACACUAUAGUCGUAUUUCAGUCAUGCUUGUACAAAGUAAAGACUCCGAAACCCUCAGCAAUCGUGUAGUUCACGUUUCAGUUCAGCUCUUCUCUGACCAAGACCUGGCGUAUCGUAUGACGGACUCCUUUCAUCUCCUCCACAUCAUGAUUGUUAGUCUCAAAAACAUGAUGAAAAAUAUCUGUAUUCCAUCAACUCUUCAUGAUAAAAGAAGAAAUACUCACAAGGUUGUGAAGUGCGAGGACCACGUAAUGAAGAACCACUGUUAUUGGCCCUUAGUAUCUGAUUUGAAUAAUGUCCUUUCUCACAAACCCAUUGCUGUCAAGUUCAUGAGUGACCCGAUUUUGAUACAGGAGUGGUUCUCCUUUCUCUCAAUGUUUCAAGGAAUGAAUGUCAACGUUAGAGAAUUAACACACCACGUCGAAUUUGAACCUCAGACGUACUACGCUGCAUUUAGUGCUGAACUCGAAGCCUCGGCCUCUCCCAUGUGGGCGUUGGUGUCUCAUUUAAAGGACUCUGAAACAAAACACUACACCUUUUCCGUUCUGAGGCAGUGCCUUCACGCCCUAAGCAACUGGUUCAAUGCUGUCGGAUUCGCACGUUCUGAUAUGGGUGACCCGUACCAAGUUUCGUUUCACUUGCCGUUACACAGAUAUUAUUCAGUUUUCAUGUGUCAAGCAGUUAGAGCUCAAGGAGCACAGUUAGCAGACGUCUUGCCACCUCAAGAUUUGUUGCAUCUCAUCAUGGUGCACCCGCUAAGAUUGCAGGCUGCUUUUUACGAAAUUCUCAGCGGUAUGUGGGUCCGCAACGGACUUCAGAUCAAAGGUCAGGCCAUGACCUAUAUACAGUGCCACUUCUGCAAUUCCAUGGUAGACGCUGAUCUCUAUCUCUUGCAAAUCUGUGCUGGAGAACUUCCUCCUGACAAUUUUAUCAUGACAGUCUUAGACAGAUUUCAUGUGCUUGAGUCGCUAAGCUUGUCACCAAGAGCAUCUAAUAGUUUUUUAGAUUCAGAGCAUGAGGUAGGAAUCUUGGAGUCCUGCCUCACCUUCUUAGCGACACUUAUGACUGUGCGAACCAAUAUAGGACUUAGUGAAAGUGAGCUGGCUCAGCUAGAAAUGGUAACGCUACUCUGCAUGGGAGACAAGACUCACUCCCAGCUGAUGGAGUACAUGCCUGAGAAGUGUGGUAGUGCAGCACAAAGUAGAGAUUUUGAAGCUGUUCUCAGCAGAGUAUCGUCUUAUAGAGCACCCAACUUUGAGGCUUCAGGAACUAUGCAGCAAGGCAUGUACAUCCCUAGAAAUCACGUGUGGGAGAAUUUGUACGAUCCUAUUUAUGUUUUGUUGAGAGCUGUGCAGCGAAAGGAUUUCCAAGCUUCUCUGGAUAGGUUUAAGUUAUUUUGCAAACAGUCUGGCAACAUUAGUAAUUCGGGUAACUUGUGGCCUCCAUUUCGUCUUCCAUCUAGUGUAAGAAGCCCAUAUACAGACCCUCAGAGAAUUAUAGGUUGUCGAAGUUUUCAUGCUGUGAUUUUAGUUUUACUCUAUAACGCCCUCAAUGAAAUCACGACGAAUGACCAUCUGCUGUCAUUAACCAUUUAUUUAUUGGAGUUAACAGUAGAGUACCAAGCCAAACAUCAAGCACAAGGUGGCGAGGUGAUGGCAGCUCCCUUUUUUGAAGGUGUGACAGAACCAGAUGAUGACAAGCCAGAUGGACAGUUCAGCAAAUGGUUUGCUUCGGACGACAUAUUCACCAACGCUAAUACGGUAGUUUCAAAGGUUCAUUUAAACCCAACCCCGUCGAUAAGUUCUUGUUCGGAUGCCUUCCUUUAUGCUUCAGGAGACCCUUCAGAUUUAGAGGACAUGGAUGAGAUUGAGGCUGGAGCCCCAAGAUUAGCUCUGCCUGGUGCCCCUCAGCCUCGCCCUCUCCCUUUAGGGUCGGAAUUGGUUGUCUACCAGCAAAAUGUGUCGGCAGUUGUCCCUUUGGGAGAAGUACCAACCACUCCAGAUACCCCAACUCAAGACCAAGUGCCUCCCUUAGCUCUGCCGCCACCUGUUGGAACGCCUGCAUCUCCUGUGUCAUCCCCAGUCAAUAUGUUAGUUCCUCUUGUUGACACUUCGACAGCGGAUGGUGUUUCUUCACAAGCUUCCCUGCCGGCUCCAACCCAAUACCCACCACUCUUAGCGGGAACGGAAGUAGGCAGGCGAGGCAAUGGGAGGAGUGGCAGUUCUCGCAGUAGGAACCGUCUCAAUCCAUCUUUUGCGUUGAAGCCCCAUUUCAACCGUUCUCGGCGCCCAGCAGGACCGUCUAAUGCUCUUUUACCUCCUGGCAGUACAUCUCCGCCGCAGCUUCAAGCGGGGGACCAAUACGUGGCCAUUGAAGACUCAAUCAUUUCCCUACUCAUCAAACUGCAUUCAAAGUUAACAGGAAAGCCAAAUUCAUACCGUCCAAACUUCGAAGAUAUGUCCGACUCCAGGAUAGGAGACGGACCUUUCUUCAUUGCUAAGUUGCUCAAUAAAUUAGGUCGCCAUGAUCUCUCUGCGAAAAAAUGUAUUUUGGAUACUAUAGCGAGACUUUACUGCAAACGGGAAGAGGAUUCUUCGGCAUCGUCGGAGGAGGAAGCUCGGGCCAGGGAGGAGAAACGGAAGCGAGCGAAGGAAAGACAGAAGAGGGUGAUGGCGGAGUUUGCGAAUCGUCAGCGUCAGUUCAUGGAACAGAACAAAGCGGAGGCAGCCGAAGCCGAAGCAGGUGUGAACGAUGCCAUGGAGGUUGAGGAACAGGAGCCGGAGCGGCAGAAGGAGUACGACUGUGUGAUAUGUAACCAGUCCAUACCGUCGACUCCAGAGAGACCUGUGGGAUUAGUAGUGUUAUUACAGGCCACUAGCGUCUUAGGCCAUAGAACAUCAUCCCAAAAACCUCUAAGCGUUCCUACAAGUGACAGUGAGAGAAUCAGAUUGAAGCAAAGGAGAUAUACAUUAGGCCAGUACAUGGAGGAAAGGGCAGAUACCUUAAAUAGGCAUUUUGAUAUUUAUUAUUAUUUACAGAAUUCUUGGUUAGCAUCUAUGAACAUUGGCUGGGAGGGUGGCGUACAUGUGCAGACUUGUGGUCAUCACCUGCAUCUGGAUUGCCACCAGUCGUAUCUUCUUGCUCUUCGUUCUCAGCAUCGACCAAAUAAUACCCUCAAUGUGGAUAAAGGAGAAUAUUGGUGCCCCUUGUGUCGACAGCUAGGAAACUCUGUGCUGCCCAUUUCUCCAGAGAUAGGCGAUCUCUCGGCUUUAGUUAAACAUCCCUCCACCUGUGAUAGCGAUUUAGUUGAGGAGGUUGAUAGAUUACUUAAUGACCUUACUGUUCCGACUUUCAGUAGUUCCCUAACCAAUGCCAUGGCACACAUGAUGGAAGACAUGACUGUUGCAACGUAUGCCAAGUACCGAAACGUUUCCACAAACCCUUCUACUCCGUCCUUGUUUAUGUUUGUUUCUUCGAUACUGAGGACUAACUUGGAGGUGGAGUUGGUGCAGCGAGGCGGUUCUUUAGUGUAUCAAGCUCAAGAUGCCAAAAUGGACGUCAAGAGAUCUUGUCUUAUGCCCCUACUGCACGUGCUUGGAUUUCACUCCAAGAUCUUAAAUGGAGGAGGAGAUUAUAAUGCUGGUGGAAUUGGUGGAGGAUUGCAUUGGAUUAGACAGACUUGGGCUUCCAUUUCUCAGCGUCCUGUAACGGGAAGUGAAGGGGCAGUUACUCCAAGAGAAAGGGAGGUACCUCUUUUGCUGCGGGACCCUGUAACUUUGCUGUUGCAGUUAGUCCUGCUUCUGCCAUCGAGAAUUGAUCAAGGUUAUCUGCGCUGUGUUGUUGCCAAUGUAUAUCGUGUGGCUGUGGUGGGUGCUGCUGUGUCUGCGCUCAGAGCACUGAAUGAGAGCCAGCGUGACCAAGCUACCAACACUGGACCCUUGGCGCCCCUUUUAGCACUAGCCCAUAAUACGUUACGUGAUAGUCCAUUUUUUUGUGAUGAUCAGGUAACCCUGCCAGACCAGCCUCAAGAUUCAUGGACUGUUAAUGAUGUCACUUGUCAGGUCCGAGAAACUUGUCUCCAGUUUUUGCGGAUAGCUGCGCUUCUAAAAGCUCAUUUAGCAGAAGAAAAUUCUCCUGUCAUAGCUGAUCCCAUUGCCGAGUGUGGUGCUCUCGAGCAGUACCUUGGUGUGUGGGAUACUUGUUCUGUAGUGAACUCUACAAUUAUGGGUAAUAUGUGUGGCACGUACCGGGCAAGUGAGGUGUCGAGCCCAGUGGAGACGAGAUUGGGUGACUUAGCUGGAGGCACAAGAGUCUGGUGUAGUGAAGUGGCAGCUUUUGCUUCGCAAGCGCAGGUGGCUGCUUCAACAUUACUCACCUCGGUUCACUUUUCACAGCCUCGCUUGUUGAAGCUGCCUCAUUCUUAUGAUGCUAUAUUUCAGUACUACCAUAGGAGGCAAUGUUCACAGUGCAACAGUGUGCCCAAGGACCCUAGCGUUUGUCUGUUAUGUGGCACCAUAGUUUGUUUACGAGAAACUUGCUGCAAGCAGCAGGAAAUCUGCGAGUGUGUGCAACAUGCCAUUGACUGUGGAGCUGGUACGGCAAUCUUCUUAGUCAUUAACUCAUCAACUGUGAUAGUAAUUAGAGGCCCAAGAGUGUGUCUUUGGGGUUGUGUUCAUCUAGAUUCCUUUGGAGAGGAAGACAGAGACCUCAAAAGGGGGAAGCCUUUGUACCUGAGUGAAGACCGAUACCACUUACUGGAACAGCAGUGGCUCUCUCAUGGCUUUGACCAUACCAACAAGAGGUGGAUUUGGCACAGAGACAUCCUUUGAGGCACAUGACAUAUGCACGAGGCAUCAUUCCUUUGUAUGAGUUGGCAUUAAACGUAUUUAUAACAGGUUUUAUGGUCAGUGGUAAGAGAACUUUUUUCUUCAUAAAUUGUCUCCUGUCUUUUGAUGAGUGUGUUGAAAAUUCAAUGCUGGUAAUGAAUAAGCACAACUCGGUAAGCGUACAGCAUGUGUUUUAAGAAUUGCAUCUACAGUACAGUAGUACUGUGUAUGGACGGUGAAAAUAUUUUAAAUAUUUAGUUUUCAUUUUUACAAGAAGCAGCGGUGAAUGAGAGUUUUAGUGGUGCAAUAUUUUUUUAAUUGUUCUUAUUAUAUCCUGGAGAGUUGUGCAACAGUACUGAUAAAAUGCCGAGGUUUCACGGCUACUGUGCUAUGAAAGUGAUGAUGUCACUCAUUUUAUAGGUUCUGCUUUAAAUGACUGCAGAUUUAUCUAUUAUUAUCUAAUUGCCAAUACACACUGUAAGGGUAUAUAUUUUUGGUUUAAUGAAAGUGCAUAAUUCUAUUUAUUUAUCCUUCAUGUCAAAUGUGAUAUUACAUGUAGCUAUUUUAAAUGAAGUCUGUGAGCUGUCUACAUAUGAAUGUAGCAGGGUUUCUUAUUCUGUACUCUUUUCUUUUUACUCCCGCUGAUGAAUUAAGAUUUAAGUUCGAUAAAAUUUUUUGUCAGCUUUUAUGCCACAUGAGUCUGGUUUCUAAAAGUAUGUCGCAUAUUGUCAGUUAAGUCAUUUCAUUGUCAAUACAUAUUUCCGUUUCCCUUUCAAAUUCCAGUUCACCAUCCCUCUUCAUUUCUCAGCUUAAAAAUGUUAUGUUCGAUUCAGGUCUUUGUCCUUUUCCCCAUCACAAAUUUUCCUUUCCAGUGAGCAGUGAAUCCUUUGCUUUGAUUACUGUCAGGUAAAUAUGUUGAUAUUUUUGUCACUGUAGGUUGUAAGUUGUUGGGUAUUAAUUGCAGAUGUAUUGCAAAUUGCAAAUUAGCCAAAUCUAGAGUCUUGAACGGGGUCUUGAUUUUUUAUGUUUGAAAUCGAGGCUUGGUAAAUUUUGGUUGUUUGGUUUCCACUUGGAGUCCUCUACAUAAGGACUUACACUUUUAAUUUCCUUUUUUUUUCCAUGUCGAGUUUACUAAGUGUGAAGUAAGAAGCGCUCAAGUAACGUUAAGUAAUGUUAUUGUUGUAAAUUGUAUAUAAUUUACUGUACACUUUGUAUAUUCUUGUAUUUUACUGUAAAUAAAAAUCAUAUCUUAAGUAUAGCAAGAAUCCUAUGGUUUAAAGUAUGAUUAUGGUUCAGCAAUACUGUAUGCACAAACGCUUUAAUUAAUGACAUAGUUUAUUUAUGCCACUCCUGAUAUUUGUUUUGAAGAUAAACAUGAUACUACCCAGUACUGUAUGUCAAAUUUCAUUUUUGGAUUAUGCCCUACUUACCAGAAUUACAUUUUGAAAACAAACAGUUUGAAUGCUAAAUUUAUGUAGAGAGAUUAUCCUGAUAUAACAUAAAAGCAAAACUAGAUCCGACAGGGUUUAGAGAAAAUAUGUCUUCGUCUGUAAUGCCAACUUCUGACUGGUGGCAGGCUACUUACUUGAGAAAAUUGGAGAAAAUUAUAAUGCCUUCACAGUGUACUAUGCCUAAAUUGUUUUUUUCUGUCAGGUGUGCAUGUUUUCCCUAUUUCAUACCAUCCAGAUGUUUUCUCUGCUAAGUAUUGGCAUCUCUGUGAUUCAUUUUUCAAUAAAACUGACUAAGAAUACUCAGAAAAUGAAGGGAUAAAAUAGGGCUGUUUGCAGUUUUCUUGUGCAUGGACAUUUUUCGAUGUUUCAGGAAAGCUGAAUAAUAAAAACCAGGACAUAAUAUGAUAUUGGCUGAACAUUUUAGUUCAUUACCUUUUUAAAGGGAAAUUUAGUGCAUGUUUGUUAAGCAGUCCUUGCUCAGUAGAAGUUAAAUUUUAUGUAUAUACUAUACAGUUUAUAUACACAAUUUUCCUUAGUUGCGAUGAUGUUGCAUUCCUGUUGAGCUUUGUGGUAUAAGUAGUAGAACAGUAGAAAUGGAAAGCUGGAACAUUUCAGUUGAUUGGCAAAUCACUCCAUAUAUUACUCAGAAUCUGAGCACAUUCUUAUGUCAUGGUGAAUUGUAUUUUCGAAAAAUUUCAAUAAUCUAAACAGUAACAAAGCAUGAGUAAACCAAUAAUUUUUGUAAUAAGAGGUUUGAUACUGAUAAAUACUAAAGAGAAAAAAGUGAUAUGUUACCAGUGUUGUAGAAAGCAAACCCAGAAUACUAACAGAAAUAAAGCAUUCUUUGAAAACUGCUGUAAUACAAGGGUAAGGCUUAAGGAGGACAAGAAAAACUUAAGAGACAGCUCCUUGUGUGAACUAUAAACUGUUUACAAGUAUAUGUUGCCCAAAAUAACUUUUUUAAGCAGCCUUUAUGGAAUCAAGGUGGUUAAUGAGAUGGAUAUGAAAUGUAUUUAAUCAAUAUUUCAUCUCUACUGGAUGAUGUUUAAAGGUAAUUUAACCAAACUACAAUUAUACAUUUCAUUCUCAGAGGAGUUUGUUAUAUAGCAAAAGGUGAGCACUUCAGUAAGGCAGAAUUAAAGAAGUUGAACAGUUAAGUGGAGACAGAGUGGUGAAAUAAUCCACAACAGUGUGUGUUUCUUACAAAGCUGAUUGAAAUUAUCCAUGAGCAAAGUCAGUACAAAGUUACUGUUGAUGAAGUCCUCGUCAAAUAAAUUAGCUUUUGGGAGUCGGGUGGUCGAGGGAAACAUUAGGUCACCUUGACGGUUUGGCCUCAUGGAUUUCGUUAUGAAAAAAAAUUUGGAAAUAGAAGAGAAGGGUUAGAUUGGAGUAGCAAUAGUUAUCUUCAUGAAUGUGUUAUUUUUUAUUUUUUUUAAAAGCAGCUCCAUCAGUCCCCUUUUUCCAUAAUUUCCGAGGCUUCCUCAUAUCUGCUAAUUUUCUGACCAGGUCUACAACCCUUCUCGUCGCUGGCCCAAACCAUCGUAGUCUUUGAGACAUCAGUUGUGUCCAGCCUUGGUAUCAUAGUUCUACAGCAAUUCUUCCUUCAGAAUAUGGUCUUCUCACUAUAAUUUUCAGUGUCUUUAGAAGUGUAACAAAACCAUUUUGAAUUUUGAUUAAAUACCCUUGCACAACGAAUUAAAUUUUCAUUUCACAAAUUAUAUGAAGAUAGAAGUGUUAGAUCGUAAUGGGUUAGUUUCCUCCCCAUGUAGGCAUUAAAGCAUUGGGGAAGCUGGUGGAACAGCCAAAGACCUUACUACUGUUACAAGAUCAUAUGUAGGUAUUCCGUUCCCUGAAACCCAAUAUAAUCAAUAAAAGGGAGAAUAAAUGACAGGACCUUGAUUGCAACAAAUUAAAAAGAAAUGAAGCUCGGUGUUGGAAAAUGAAAUCGACUGUGUCAAAAGGAAUGACACUAAUUUUUUACUUUUCUUUUACUGUGCUACUGUAAUUGGGGACGUGUUUGACUUGUGGAUAUUCCAUGAACAGCCCACAUGAUCCAAUCUUUGUUUUAAAAAAAAAGUUCAAUCAAACAGUGGGCAGGCAGAAGAUGAAUUGGAAAUCAGAAUUUUUAUGGGAAAAUAAGAUAAUAACUUUGGGGCAAUCUAUGUUAUACAUUAUUUAUUUUUAUUUGGAUAGUAAAUCUAUAUCCUCACCAGUGAGUUGGAUGUCAGGGUGGAGUAAGAAAUUGUGUUCGUAGGGAGACCCUGAUCAACUUGCAAGCGCCUCGGUGGCGUGGUUGGUUUGGUGUUUCCUUCUCACCUCGGUGGUCGCGGGUUCGAUUCUCGGCCAUUCCAUUGAGGAGUGAGAGAUGUGUAUUUCUGGUGAUAGAAGUUCACUCUCGUCGUGGUUCGGAAGUCACUUAAAACCGUUGGUCCCGUUGCUGAAUAACCACUGGUUCCAUGCAACAUAAAAACACCAUACAAACAAACUGACCAACUUGCAUAACAAUAAUGGUACUUUGGAGAUUUGCAGAAGACAAAACUUAGAAAAGACGUAGAAUUUCACAGCGAACCUUUGCCUUGCUUAACAUUGGAGGUGAUGACUUUGCCAAGUAGAGUAUUUUUUUGAAAUACCAUCCUGCAGUUGUUUAUAUUUAACAUGUCUUGCCAUGCUUGACAGUCAAAUGCAAGACAAUGUUUCAAAAUUAGCAGUAUAAUAUCCUUUAAAUCCACCAUUUGUGAUGGAAACCUAGUUUGCACUGCAGGUUAUAGUAACUUACACCAUCAGCUGUUCAUGAGGUCAUAUUUCAAUAACCAACACCUUUGACUCACUUCUAAAGCAACUUCCUGUCACCUUGCUUGGCCUUAAAAAUUUUUUUAUUGUAUUUUUGUUUUAGUGUAUAACUUCAAACCACUAGAAGAUUUUCAAUAGUCUCAAAUUGAGCUUUUACAUCCAUUUAGUUAGUGAAAAGCGAGUGCUAUAUGCAGUGAUCCUUUAGGAUGAAAGUUUGGUGUCCUGUUCCAAGUUCGACUGUAGCUUCUGUAAUAGUCCCAAACAUUUUCCUUUGCUACUAAUGCAGUGAUGGCUACCUCUUGGCUAUUUAAUUCUGUUAUUAAAGUCAAACCCUAUUGGGUCAAGACUAUCCAAGUUGAAUAUUUUGACUUGAUGGUCCUCUGUGGCAGUUUGAAUUUGAAGUCAGUAUCCCCUGUUGUGGGUUUGUUCCUUGAAUAGAUUGCAUCUUCUGAAUAAUAAUAUAAUUUACUUGAAAGAGUAUAAUGAAUAUAAAAGUGUCCAUGGGUAUAAAGAAUGGAAAAACGGGCUAUUAAUUAGUAGGAACACUAAACACUUGACCCCCAGGUUCGGUUAACAACACGUUGAAACCCAGUUCAGUCAAUUUGAAAUUACAAAUGGAACCACAUUUGUGCCUUCUCACCCAUGCCACAUUGGACACAUUAUGGAUAUUUAGUAGAUACCCUCGGAACUCAAUUCUUGUGUUAUGCCAAGAAACCAGGGCAGCACUGAGUUUAUACCAGUUUUAAUGUGAAUGAUUAGACUUCAACCAGUGAAGCAUAUCAAGGUUAAUUUGGCCAGAUUCCAAAUAAUCUACUUUUCCAAAUUAUGUGAUCUUUCAAGUGCUACAAUGUACUAUGUAAAAUUAUAAUGUAAAUUUUUAUUCAAGACGAAGCCCCUCAGGCCAACUUUGUGAGGGUUGAGUGUUUGGACUGUGGUUUCAUUGAACUACUCAAAGAUGAUAAUUUUGUCAAUAAAAGUGUCCACAAUAAUAACUUAGACUGACAUUAUUGAGACCAACUGGUCACAUGUUUUGAAGACUCCUGAAGGAUUUGGUCAUCAGUGAGAGAGGAAAACUGGAGAAAGGUGAAGUCAGAGAAGGGAAUGGUCGAGUGAAAAAACACAAUUUGCUUAUUUUUUAUCUCGCUGCUGCUGCCAGGUAAACAUGAACAGCAGUGUCUAGGAAUUUAUGUUAACAUGUGUUUCUAAUUUGUAUUCCUCCUGUUUUGGUAUAUGGUAUAUAUUUGAAGCUAUGUAAAACAUGCUGUAUUUCUGACGUGAGUAGCACCUCAACUUAUCAGAUUUUUGGGGGGUCUGCUCUUUUUGGUGAAUAAAACAAGUCCAUUAAGCAAAAAAGACUAUGUGUAUGGAUAUAUAUAUAUAUAUAUAUACGUAAAUAGCCUGCACUUGAAUAAUUUCAAGGUAUUUUGCAGCUGACCAUAAUUCCACAAAUAGUUCCUGGCUUAAACCAACCUGUACUGUAUGCUUGACAUUCAACUUGGGAGAAAUAUCUAAAUGAAUCGCAUGUAAAACGGUAGCAUAGGAAAAAAUCAUCGUACUGUGGUGGCGGAUGAGUACAGAAGUUCUCUUAGUGGAGGUCCUUUAAAUUGAGGUGUUACUUAAACUGUAUUGCCCUGGGUACAUUGCAAGUUCAAGAGGUGUGGGAAUGAAACUGCCUUAAGCUGCUGAUUAACCAUUUAAUUGGCAGUUAAAAAGUGAGCCAUCAUGGGCUAGCUUAAUUGUUUAUGGAAAUAUAUACAAAGUGUAUUUUUUUAUAUUUAAAUUCUACAACGUGCCAACCCAUUAGGUCAUAACCUUGAUAAACAGUUUUAAAAAGGUUUUUGAAUUAGAGUAACUUUCAAAAUUUCAUUUGCUCCAAAACCAUGCAGUAAUAUGAAUUAGUUUUUUAGAGAUUUUUAGUUUAUACCUUUUAAGAAAUCCUGGUUGGAUUAUUCAAAGUUGACUCUUCUAUACUGGAACUUUGAUAAAAUGUGUUUUUGUGACUCAAGAUCUGAGUUUUGUAAAGGAAAAGUCUGAAGAAAGGAUGAUUCAACAAAACAUGAAUAGAAUAGUCUGUAAAUAAAACUGAAUAUAAAAAUUUUUUCUUUUAGUUUUGAGGGUAACUUUUUUUUUAUGCCCAUUGCAUUUCUGUUAAUAGUAAUCUGGUUAAACUCACUUUAUAACAACUACCUGUCUAAAAACAUUGCGAAAGAACACUACAUAACGGCUCAUGAUAUGGAUGAUUAUAACAAUAUCUUCGAGUGCCGAGCACAAAAGUAACAAGUUGUUCAGGACAAAGUUUAUCCAGUCGAAGACUAAGAAAAAUUCUGAGUAAAUUGAAAUUUAAAAUAAAAAAAUGUUUAUCGCUGGAAAGCAAACAGGUGGUAUGAGUAAUAUUUGGUGGUGAUUUUCCAACAGCUAAAUGAAACAAACAAAAUGUAUUCCCUCGGAGAUCCCCUUCAGUUCCUUGAUGUUUUGUCUGCCUUUCUUUUUUAACCUUGAAAACAGAGGUCACGAGGCUUUUGCAUUUAUGCCAGUUUUUUGUGCUACCCUCUUUUAGUGUUAUUUAUUCAUGCUUGAAAUAGCAUGACAGUACUUUCUGUGCUCAAACUUGGUUUCGUCCUUUCUAUGCUGUUGUAUGUCUGCUGCAGAUAGUUAAAGUUCUUAUACCAAUCUGCAGAGGACACCUCUACUGAACAUUCAGAUGCCUUGUUUGUAGUAAACAACCUUUGUGAGAGUUUGCAUAACCAUCAUAAAUGAAAUAAACAGUGAUAUCCAGUCAGAGAAGGAUUGCAAGUAGAGGCAUUCAGUAUUAACUGAUGUGCAAUACACUAUACCUCGAUAAGGAAUGGGAUGAUCUGUGUAUAUAUUGUUUAUAUAUAUUUUAAAAAUAUAUAUAACAUAUAUGGUAUCAAACCCUCACUUCAGUGGAUUUCCAGGGUUAAAGUUUCAGAUGACCUGGUUGUUAGUUAAUCCCUCGAUCCAAGAUGACCUGUGCAGUGCUUUUCCAGCCUUUACUAAGGCCAGCAGAAAUAAAAAAGGGUGUUUUCUCAAGUGUCCGUCAUACCUAAGGCAAGUGUGUGUUUUGGUUCUGGGAUGUCUUCGGUUUCCUUUUAGGCUAGGCAAUAUUUUUCCAUCGAUUGUUUUAUCCAGAUCCAACUUGACAUGACUUGAUUUAUCUCGGUCACAUUAAGCUCUGUGUAAAAGUGUCUAGAUGCUGUGUAUUCACCUACCCUACUGAGCUUUAUUACUGUACAUUAGAGCACAUCUGUGCUGCGUUCGGCAUCAAAGCGACGGCGUUCUUAUUAUUAGGACGGACAUCUAUGCCUUGGUAUGUUACGAAGUAAGAAAACUUUGUUCUCAAAGGGACUUGUAGUGUAGUUAUUUAUUGUAGAACAUUGGAGUAGGUCACCCAAAGUUUGAAUACCAAGUGGGUUAGACAGAAAAACUGUUUCGGGAAAUACAUUGAAGAGAGGGUAUGAUGCUGUAUGUCGUGUAUGUACUGUGUAUAAAGUACACACAGGCUAGCAUAUACAGUACAUAUAUAAAUGGUUGUUCUUAUGUAUAUGCUUGGAAGUGUGCAAGUGUGUAAGAUAUAUUACUGUGUAUGUAUGUGCGUGUAUAUAUACAGUACAUAUGUGUGAGUAUGUAUGCAUACAUUUUAGUAAUUUUUUUACUUUUGUUGCUUGACAUCUGUCUCCAGUUCAUUCAUUGUGUGUAUAGUAUGUAUGUAUAUAUACAUAUGUGUGGGUAUGCAUGUACAGUCAUUAAUAAAUCUUUUAUUUGUUUGACAUUCUGA